CAUUCCAAUAUUGCAUUGCCCCAAGCUCGGCCAUCUUAACCUAAUCGGGACCUGCCCCCAUUAACUCCUCAGCCGCCGCCGCAGACACUUCUAGAACGUUCUAGACUCGGCAUCCAGAAGAGGAGCAUGCUCUGAAGCAUGUUGAAGCUCUCAGCGUUGCUACUCGCGUCUUUCGUCUGCUAUAAUCAUGCUUUUUCUCAUAGUUUAUCAGCACACAAAGUCGCAGAGAGCGAAGCAGUACUCGACCCAGAAGGAGCCUUACUUCUAAAAUGGCGCGUGGACUACACCACAGAGAAGAUCUACUUCCAAAUCCUCAUCUCGGAGAAGGCACCGGCUUUGAACUGGUUUGCCCUGGGCUUCUCUGAUCGAGGGGAUCUGGAGAACGCCGAUAUAUGCCUCGUCUGGACCGAUUAUAAGGGCAAGGAUCAUUAUGAGGACAUGCACUCUGACGACGAAGGCAGGCUGGAGAGGGACGUGGAACAGAACUGCAACAAGUUCUACGUCGACAUCCGCGCCCGUAGCGUUUACUUCGAGCGGCACUUCGAUACUUGCGAUGAUGAUGAUUAUAUCAUCGAGGACGAGACAGUCCAUGUAGUCUGGGCUCGGGGAACAGACAAGCUAUACACAUCCACCGGGCUCUGCCUGCCUUGCGCCUCUUCCAAGGACCGAGGGUUCAUCAGGGUCCGCCUUUUGACCCCCCCAGCUCAACCUAAACCCCCCGCGAAGGAACUACACCUGUCAGUCCAGGGGGUCAAAGUACCAGGCACUGAUACCACGUACUGGUGCAAGGUGGUAAGACUGCCGAAGUAUGUGACGGACAAGCCGCAUCAUAUUGUACAGUUUGAAUCAGCUAUAACAGCCGGCAACGAGGGUUUGGUCCACCAUAUGGAAGUGUUUUACUGCGAUGCUGCCCCCACCGCUGACAUACCGCUGUACGAAGGAAACUGCUUUUCAGAGAAGCGACCUAAUGAGACAAAAGUGUGCUCUAAGGUAAAGGCGGCAUGGGCUAUGGGUGCGCCACCGUUCGUGUAUCCGGAGGAGGCGGGCUUGCCGCUCGGGGGACCGACGGCCAACAAAUACGUCAUGUUGGAGAUACACUAUAACAACCCGCAGAUGAAAAGUGAUUGGGUGGACAGCUCGGGUUUCGUGCUGCGCGUGACGUCACAAAGGAGGCCUCACGACGCCGCCAUCAUGGAGCUGGGGCUGGAGUACACCGACAAGAUGGCGGUACCGGGCGGGCAGAGCGCGUUUUCGCUCGACGCGCACUGUGUCCCGCAGUGCACGGGCGUGGGUCUCCCACACACCGGCAUCACGGUAUUCGGCAGUCAGCUACACACGCACCUCACGGGCGCGGCAGUGUGGACGCGGCAUGUACGCGCCGGUACAGAACUGCCGCUCCUUAACAAGGAUAUGCACUAUUCCACACACUUCCAGGAGAUAAGGAUACUGCAUCGACCUGUUACUGUGUUGCCAGGUGACUACCUACAAACGACAUGCGUAUACAACACCGUGUCGAAACGCAACGCGACGAUAGGCGGGCAUGCGAUAACUGAUGAGAUGUGCGUCAACUAUAUACACUAUUACCCCGCGACGCAGCUCGAAGUCUGCAAGAGCGCUGUCUCCAAUGCGGCACUGGAGGACUACUUCAGAUUUGAGAAGGAGUACGACUACAUGCCGAUAUCGUACACGGCAUCGCCACGACACAACUACCUGUCUAUACAACCGUGGUCGCCGCUGCGGGCCACGGCGCUACACGGGCUGUACACGGAGUCGCCGAUAUCCAUGCAGUGUAAUCGCUCCGAUGGGAAUAGAUUUCAGGGUGAUUGGGAAGGCAUUCGUGUACCCAAGAUCAGAUUUCCUCUGCCGCCGAAAAGACGAAAUUGUCCAAGAUUGUAUGAAUAAAUUAACUAUGAUAAUUUAUGACAAUGUAUAAAACUGCAA
Molecule: messenger RNA, 1941 nt
Organism: Aricia agestis (brown argus)
Lineage: Eukaryota; Metazoa; Arthropoda; Insecta; Lepidoptera; Lycaenidae
Gene: Tbh
Product: tyramine beta-hydroxylase
Exons: 11
Coding region: 139-1902 (587 amino acids)
Biological process (GO): norepinephrine biosynthetic process; dopamine catabolic process; octopamine biosynthetic process
Cellular component (GO): secretory granule membrane
Molecular function (GO): dopamine beta-monooxygenase activity; copper ion binding
Source: RefSeq, a predicted model, not a curated record